AUAAUAAUUUAAUACUUUAGGAAAUUGUGAAAUUUUAUUUUAAACUGUGAUCAGUUAACAACAGUAUUGUUGCAACAGUAAUUCAAAAUUUUGCGCGAAGUACGCGGCUCAUCCAUUAAUAAAAUUUUCAAAAAGAAAAAAAGUAACAGAAACACAGAGAAGCAUCAAAAUGUCCGUCUCUUGCUAAUAUAGUAUCCCCUUCCUGUCGUCGACUCAGAAGAUCCCUCCUUAAUUUUCAUGCUCCCGAUUUACCCCUCUCCGUAUUUCUUGGAUCCGACCUCCGGCGAGAACUCACCUGUCUUUCGCGCUUUCUCAGCCGUCGUCACCAUGGCUGACUUCAACGAUGAUGGAAUGGAUGCUGUUCAGAGACGACUCAUGUUUGAGGACGAAUGCAUCCUCGUUGAUGAAAAUGACCGUGUGGUGGGCCAUGACACUAAGUACAACUGUCAUCUGAUGGAAAAGAUUGAAGCUGAGAAUUUGCUUCACAGGGCUUUCAGUGUCUUCUUAUUCAACUCCAAAUAUGAGUUGCUUCUCCAGCAAAGGUCAAAAACAAAGGUUACUUUCCCACUUGUGUGGACAAACACUUGUUGCAGCCAUCCUCUUUACCGUGAUUCUGAGCUGAUUGAAGAGAACGUUCUAGGUGUAAGAAAUGCUGCACAAAGAAAGCUUCUGGAUGAGCUCGGUAUUGUAGCUGAAGAUGUACCAGUCAAUGAGUUCACUCCCUUGGGACGCAUGCUUUACAAGGCCCCUUCUGAUGGCAAAUGGGGCGAGCACGAACUUGACUAUCUACUCUUCAUCGUCCGGGAUGUGAAGGUUCAACCAAACCCAGACGAAGUGGCUGAUAUCAAGUAUGUGAGCAGGGAAGAGCUAAUGGAGCUGGUGAAGAAAGCAGAUGCAGGUGAUGAUGAUGAAGCUGUGAAACUGUCUCCAUGGUUUAGAUUGGUGGUGGAUAAUUUCUUGAUGAAGUGGUGGGAUCAUGUUGAGAAAGGAACUCUUAUUGAAGCUGCUGACAUGAAAACCAUUCACAAACUCUGAAACUUUUGGAUCUUUCCUCUUCUCUAUUGAUUCCUGAUUUAAAAAAAAAACUGGCAACAAGAUCUCCUCCUGGGUGUUUUUGUAUUUCUAAAUUGUUUGAAUCCAAACAAAGAUUUUAAUAUA
Messenger RNA from Brassica rapa (field mustard), 1158 nucleotides. RefSeq names its product isopentenyl-diphosphate Delta-isomerase II, chloroplastic. NCBI's taxonomy places the organism in Eukaryota, Viridiplantae, Streptophyta, Magnoliopsida, Brassicales, Brassicaceae. The record is from RefSeq and is a predicted model, not a curated record. Gene Ontology annotation, cellular component: cytoplasm. Gene Ontology annotation, molecular function: isopentenyl-diphosphate delta-isomerase activity. Gene Ontology annotation, biological process: isopentenyl diphosphate biosynthetic process; isoprenoid biosynthetic process.